AUGGCGGGCACGGAGGCCGAAGCGCGCCGCAUCACCUUGUCGGCAGUGCUCCGCAACGACAGAGACGUUCCGGGGUCCUCAACAGGGUUGCCGCAGCAGCAGAUUCGCGAGAGGGUGGAGCACACGCUCGACUUCUUGUGCUCCCCUGAAGCGAGCGGCCUCGGACGCAAGAGGCGGAUGGGCUCCGGCAGGAAGGUAAUCAAGACAAUCUUCUGGGCGCACGUUGGGGCCAUCGCCCGGCAAAGGAGACUGGCCAAGGCGGACGCGCUUCCUGGAAGUGCAGAGAAGCGGCAGGGGCGCAACACCGGUGGUGUCCUACCCGCUCCUCGCGACUCCUCGCCACGGGGGCAGGAACAGCGGGAGGCGCUAGGGCAGCACGAGCGACAAGAACGGGGGAUUCCACAGACGACCAUCGAGGCGAGGCCGCUGCCUGGUCUCACGCGGGAUUUCCGGACGAUCCAGGUGGAGCACCCACCUAAGAGUUCGUCGGCAGGGUUCUCCCUUGGAAGGGAGGCGACGAGGCAAGAGACACAAUCGUCAUUCGUCAAGCCGACCUCCGGCGGCAAGACCGUCAGUGCGCUCCCAUUCCUGCCGAUUCCGCCGGUGGGGCCAUUGGCAGGACGGCGUGGAGGGGCAUUCGGAGCAUUGACGACCGUCGAGGCGAGGCCGCUGCCUGGCCUGACGCGGGGUGACCCGUUGAAGGUGGAGCACCCGCCUAAUGGUUCGUCGGGCGGGUUCUCGGUGGGAAGCGAGGCGACGAGGCAAGAGGUGAAAUCGUCGUUCCUCAAGACGACCUCCGGCGGCAAAACGGUGGAUGCGCUCCCUUUCCUGCGGAUUCCGCCGCAGGAGAAGCCAGCGACUCCUACCGUAGCCAUCCCGGCUGCGUCCGUUACCGCCGCCGCCGCCGCUGCCGUUCCCGUGCCCACCGGAACGGAAGAGAACCCGAUCCACGGAACGGAUUCUGCACCCGUUACCGCCGCCGCAGCCGCUGCCGUUCCCGUGCCCACCGGAACGGAAGAGAACCCGACCCACGGAACGGUUUCUGGGUACGUUACCGCUGCCGCCGCUGCUGCCGUGUCCGUGACGACCGGAGCGGAGGAGGGCCCGACCCACGGAACGGUUUCUGCGCUGGUUGCCGCCGCUGCCUCUGCCGUUCCUGUGACGACCACCGGAAUCGAAGCGGUAUCACACGACGGGGCGGGAUUUUCUAGCGCCAACCAGACGUCCGUGGCAUGCACGGUGAUGUCGAUCCCCGAUUUACCGGAGUACGAGGAGCAGCGAGCCGCACAGGAAGCUCAGAUCCACCGCAAUCGACCGGCCACCAAGACCGACCCCUCCCCGCCUGACACCACCGUUGGCAACACACGCAGCACAUCGACCGCCGCGCCCGUAACGCCCAAGACAGAGCAGCCGUUCGAACGGGUGAAGCAAGGGAAAUGGAGGGUCCUCACAGCAGACUACUUGAGCACGGACAGCGAAGAUGGUUCGGGGGAGGAACACGGGUGGGGGUGA
Ectocarpus siliculosus is the source of this 1512-nucleotide messenger RNA. Lineage: Eukaryota; Phaeophyceae; Ectocarpales; Ectocarpaceae. The record is from the annotation of a GenBank genome assembly.